Selaginella moellendorffii is the source of this 946-nucleotide messenger RNA. RefSeq names its product 20 kDa chaperonin, chloroplastic. NCBI's taxonomy places the organism in Eukaryota, Viridiplantae, Streptophyta, Lycopodiopsida, Selaginellales, Selaginellaceae. The record is from RefSeq and is a predicted model, not a curated record. Gene Ontology annotation, cellular component: chloroplast; mitochondrial matrix. Bases 68 to 880 code for a protein of 270 amino acids. The transcript has 6 exons. Gene Ontology annotation, molecular function: protein folding chaperone; metal ion binding; protein-folding chaperone binding.
UGGCCGUUAGAUUGGCGGGGAUCCAAGGGUGAUAACAUCCCAGGGUUUUAGAAGCGUCUAGAGAGAAAUGGCUGCAGCUAUGGCGCCCUCGUCGUUGAUCGCCGCGAGGUCUUCCGCAAUUCAGCUCAAUGCGCCUUCCACGUCCACAAAACUUGUCUCGAGGAACUGGACAGGCCUUCGCAUGGAAGCCGGAAGUUCGUUGUCUGUGAAAAUUUCAUCGUCCCAAGCUACGAGGAUUAGGAGUGGUUCUGUGCAAGUUAGAGCAGGAGUUACUGCAACAGCACCAUCAAAGUUCAAGACUCUAAAACCUCUUGGAGAUCGAGUGCUCGUCAAGAUCCAAAAAGCAAAUGAAACAACACCGGGUGGAAUUUUACUGCCAGUGACAUCACAAACCAAGCCUCAGGGUGGAGAAGUUGUAGCAGUCGGAUCGGGCAAGACCAUUGCCGACAAGAAAAUCGAUCCUUGUGUCUCGAUUGGUGACAUGGUUGUCUACUCCAAGUACGCUGGAACCGAGGUCCAAUUCGAUGAUGCCGAGCACGUCUUGCUCAAGGAGGACGACCUCAUUGGUUUCUUGUCGACCGACGAUAUCAAAGACUUGAAGCCACUCAACGAGAGAGUCUUGAUCAAGAUAGCUGAGGCCGAGGACAAGACGUCCGGAGGUAUCAUCCUCACCGAAAAUGCCAAAGAGAAGCCCGUCACUGGCACGGCUGUCGCCGUUGGAUCUGGAGCUUUCGGAGAGGAUGGGGUGAAAAAGCCGCUAGAUAUUGCUCCAGGGAACUCGGUCAUGUAUUCCAAGUAUGCUGGAAACGAGUUUAAGAGCAAAGACGGGAGCCAGUAUGUUGUGAUCCGUGCAUCGGACAUUCUCGCAGUUUUGCCAUAGUUUGCUCCAAGGAUUGAAACAAAAACCAAUCAAUUUUAUUCUCGGAAAAAAAACAACUAGAAUCAA